AUGUCAACUCUCAGUGCACUUCCUAAUGAGAUUCUGUCAUUGAUAACGAGUCAUCUUGACCGUCCUUGCGAUGUGCUGAAUCUUUCCCUGGCAAAUCAAACCCUGAACGGCUUCGUGGAGCUUGACGGCUGGAAGGCGUAUCUGAAGGGGCGCUUUAGGCUUGGCGGGUUAGAUACAGACGCUCGGAGGGCAGUCCACGGCAUCACCACACUCUACCGUAACUGGGAUCGCAAGGGUCUUGUCGCAAAAUACCUGGAACCUACUUUACACACAAAAAGCCUCAAUACAUGGGAAUCAAGUCCAUGGAGAGGCCCUCGUGGGCAGACAAUGGGCUAUCAGCCUAGCCUUGACAGCUAUGAAGAAACAUUUGGCGCCUGGAAGGAGCGAAGAGAGGUCUUGGCGUGGUCUGCUGGCACGCAAAUUGUUAUGAGGAUCAAAGAGACAGGAUCAGGCAUAGACCAAAUCUGGGAAGAUGAGCAGAACGUAGAGUCGCAGCCUGACAAGACAUGGGCAUUCGACGCGUUCAAGCAUAUGAACUCAUGGUUUACGUACAGGAUACCAGAGAGUUUUGAGGGACGAGACGACAUCACGAGCUUGAAGCUACUUCGACCGCAUCAAAGGGACAGCAACUUCGAAGAUGUCGUUUUUGGUACAGCGUCAGGCCAACUGUCAUUCCUGAGUGUAAGCCCUGAACGAAGCGAGACGCUCGAGCAGCGUUUUGAGACCAAUCGACGAGCAGUUGGUUCUAUUUCAAUAUCUUCCUCCAUUAGGCCUUUGGUUGCUGCUACGCUUGGAGAUUCAUCAUUAGCCGUGUAUCCCAUCAAUAGCCAUGAUCUUUCAGAAGACACAGUAGACCCGCUUACAGAGGUGCGACCAGUCGUCGGCGCUCAGAAUUCUCGUAUCUGGUCUUGCAACUUCAUCUCUAACAGUAAGGUUGCACUCGGUUUGGGCCCAUCUUCUGAGCCGAUUCAUGUGUAUGAGAUUACGCCUGAGGGAUUCUUGUCCGAACCAAUUCGCACAUUCAAUCUCGAGUCCAAGUCUCGAGAUAGCCGGGUCGACGUUCAGCGCAGCACGUCAAUUUACCCUAUUCAGCCAAUCCCGAACAAUUCGCAGGGUGGGUCAGAAGCAGGCAAUGUAUUUCUCUCUGGAGGCUAUGACGGAAUCAUUAGACUUCACGAUAUGCGCUCUCCACGCGGAUUCGACACCUUGUUCUGGGACCCAACCAACGACUCAUCAAUAUACUCGCUCGCCAUACAGGGACUGGAACGCGUUGUCGCAGGUGUCUCGAUGCACAGUAUGGUCAAAGUUUUCGAUCUACGCUUUUCGGGAUCGCACGCAUACCAUACGGUUUCACUUCCCUCCAAGCCAAAGAAAACCCAAGGUCAAGAUUUUGCGUGCAACGCCAUUGUAGACGAGACGAGAGAUACCGCGUUAGCGGUAUCUGGUGGCUGGAAUCUAUACCUCAACCCUCGGGUUCCUCCGAAACGCAACGUCUACCGAGAAGAAUAUUGGCGUGGUCGCGAGAAUUCACCCGUCUACAGUCUCUCCAUUCCAUCUCCCACUUCGACAAACAUAUACGCCGGUCUCGAAGGAUCAGUCCAAAGUCUGACAUUCCAUUCUGUCGCCGACGCACAUCCAGAUACGCUUUUCUCGCAGACAACAAUGCGCUCUACCAAUAAUGGCGCGAUCGAUGCCAGAACAGCAUACAAUCCACAUGGUGACGGGUUGAGUUUAGGUAUGUACGAACAGGGCAAUGCAGAAGGUUUGGAUAUGCAGUUGCUGGUACAAGACGACAUCGCUGCAGGCGCAGUAAAUAAAAAAGACUCCAGAGAUGUAGUGAGGUCCAGAGGAUUAGAUGAGCGAUGGAGAGACCCUCGGGAUGAUGGUGAUCGAUGGGUCAGAGGUGCAACUCCGCAAGGACCAAGACGAGGCGGACGGCAUGGCAGAGGCGGUGGACGAGGUGGGAGAGGCAGAGGUCGAGCUCACACAUGA
Dothidotthia symphoricarpi CBS 119687 is the source of this 1992-nucleotide messenger RNA. RefSeq lists its product as uncharacterized. Gene Ontology annotation, molecular function: protein binding. The record is from RefSeq and is a predicted model, not a curated record. The coding region runs from base 1 to 1992 and encodes 663 amino acids. Lineage: Eukaryota; Fungi; Ascomycota; Dothideomycetes; Pleosporales; Dothidotthiaceae. The transcript has a single exon.